AUGCUCUCUAAAAUUACCCCCCUCGCGUGGGGGAACCAGAACGGUUUUUGCGAGUACGAACAGUGGGAUGGCGGACAUCUGCAUUGGGGCUUACUGCUUAUACCCUCUGAGUCGGGAUACUCAGAAGGAGCUUUGGUGUUGCUGGCAGGAGCAGUGGUGUUGCUGGCAGGAGCAGUGGUGUUGCUGGCACGUGCUGUGGCGUUGCUGGCAGGAGCAGUGGUGUUGCUGGCACGAGCAGUGGUGUUGCUGAGAGGAGCUGUGGUGUUGCUGGCAGGAGCUGUGGUGUUGCUGGCAGGGGCUGUGCUGUUGCUGGCAGGAGCAGUGGUGUUGCUGGCACGAGCAGUGGUGUUGCUGGCAGGAGUUGUGGUGUUGCUGGCAGGAGCUGUGGUGUUGCUGGCAGGAGCUGUGGUGUUGCUGGCAGGAGCUGUGGUGUUGCUGGCAGGAGCUGUGGUGUUGCUGAGAGGAGCAGUGGUGUUGCUGGCAGGAGCUGUGGUGUUGCUGGCAGGAGCUGUGGUGUUGCUGGCAGGAGCUGUGGUGUUGCUGGCAGGAGCUGUGGUGUUGCUGAGAGGAGCUGUGGUGUUGCUGAAAGGAGCUGUGGUGUUGCUGGCAGGAGCUGUGGUGUUGCUGGCAGGAGCUGUGGUGUUGCUGGCAGGAGCUGUGGUGUUGCUGGCAGGAGCUGUGGUGUUGCUGGCAGGAGCUGUGGUGUUGCUGGCAGGAGCUGUGGUGUUGCUGGCAGGAGCUGUGGUGUUGCUGACAGGGGCUGUGCUGUUGCUGGCAGGAGCUGUGGUGUUGCUGACAGGGGCUGUGCUGUUGCUGGCAGGAGCUGUGGUGUUGCUGGCAGGAGCUGUGGUGUUGCUGGCAGGAGCUGUGGUGUUGCUGAGAGGAGCUGUGGUGUUGCUGGCAGGAGCUGUGGUGUUGCUGGCAGGAGCUGUGGUGUUGCUGGCAGGAGCUGUGGUGUUGCUGGCAGGAGCUGUGGUGUUGCUGGCAGGAGCUGUGGUGUUGCUGGCAGGAGCUGUGGUGUUGCUGACAGGGGCUGUGCUGUUGCUGGCAGGAGCAGUGCUGUUGCUGACAGGGGCUGUGCUGUUGCUGGCAGGAGCUGUGGUGUUGCUGGCAGGAGCUGUGGUGUUGCUGGCAUGA
This is a messenger RNA of Closterium sp. Yama58-4, 1137 nucleotides long. The record is from the annotation of a GenBank genome assembly. NCBI's taxonomy places the organism in Eukaryota, Viridiplantae, Streptophyta, Zygnematophyceae, Desmidiales, Closteriaceae.